Molecule: messenger RNA, 1660 nt
Organism: Guyanagaster necrorhizus
Lineage: Eukaryota; Fungi; Basidiomycota; Agaricomycetes; Agaricales; Physalacriaceae
Exons: 6
Coding region: 52-1590 (512 amino acids)
Biological process (GO): cardiolipin biosynthetic process
Cellular component (GO): mitochondrion
Molecular function (GO): CDP-diacylglycerol-glycerol-3-phosphate 3-phosphatidyltransferase activity
Source: RefSeq, a predicted model, not a curated record
GCCUCAAAAAAGCGAAAAACGAAAAUUCAGAAGAUUUGUCUCGACCACGCCAUGAUUGCUUUUCAACGGGUAUCUGUCACUCGUCUACCUCUAGUGAGGUUCCCCUUUGCUCGCUCUGCGUCUACUGCUGCAUUUGAUGCCGCCAUUCACAAUUUUGGCACGGACCUCGCGCAGAGGCAACCGACUUUCUCCAUCCCCGCCAACGGAAUACAAAUCCUCUCGCAACCGAGCGAGUUUUACGCGUUGGUUCUCGACACGAUUCAACACGCUCAAAAUCGAAUAUUUCUGUCUUCGCUCUACAUAGGCUCUGGUGAAAAAGAAUUGAUUGCCUCGCUCUCUUCAGCUCUACAAGGAAAACCGGCCCUUCAGUUGCAUUUACAGCUAGACUUAAAUCGUUCAACACGUCCUGGAUAUGCAUCUACAACAAGAUUGCUUCUCCCUCUCUUGCGUGCUUUUCCGCACCGUGUCCGUGUGCACCUCUUCCGAAGCCCAAGUCUUCGUGGAGUGCUGGCGAAGGUGAUGCCUCCACGGUUUAAUGAGGGCUGGGGAACGUGGCACGCCAAAAUAUAUGGCGCCGACGAUGACGUUUUAAUCAGCGGUGCGAAUCUCAACGGAUCAUAUUUUACCAACCGUCAAGACCGCUACAUCUAUUUUUCUAAGCAGAAGCAACUAGCUAAUUACUGCUUCCAAUUUUUGAAAGUUGUGUCAACGUGUGCGUAUGUGCUGUCCCCAGCUGAAGAUACGGAUCCCUCGGAUAGCACACCUUAUUCAUAUCGACAAGAGGAUUACGUCGUGCGUUGGCUGGAUCCUGAUACGCAUCCGCACAACUUCAAUGAGAAAUUGCAGAAGGCGUUAUCUACCUUCCAGGAAAGUCAUCGCCAGUCAUCAUCCUUUAACUCGUCUUCCAGUGAUGUUGCCCUGUUCCCAAUAGUUCAAGGUGGCCAAUUCGGCAUACGAGAGGAAGAGACUACUAUAGAACUCUUGUUCAAUCAUCUUCGAAGUAUCCCGCAGGCUCAACGUCCAUUCAUGGACCUUACUAGCGGAUAUUUCAAUUUAUACCAGCCCUAUCAGAAUCUCUUGCUUGCUUCACCGGGUAUGGACGUCCGUGUUCUUGCAGCCAGCCCUAAGGCCAAUGGGUUUUAUGGAUCGAAAGGCAUCUCUAGUCGUAUUCCUGAAGGAUAUACCCUUCUGGAACGACGGUUUAUCCAAGCUGUAGAUCGUGCAGGAAGAUCUUGGCGUAAAGUCACUGGCACAGGCAUUCAAUUGAACGAGUGGGAAAAAGAGGGCUGGACGUAUCACGCGAAAGGACUUUGGCUUUCACCCACAGCCGGGACGGAUCCGAUACUUACCCUCUUUGGAUCAACAAACCUGAAUGCGCGCUCGGCUCACAUUGACACAGAGUUAUCAUUCUUGAUGUUAUUGCAGCCGUUAAGCGGCCAUGAUGUUGCUGAUUCAACGAUGUCGUUAAGGCGCCGGUUGGCUGACGAAGUAAGGUCAAUUCGCAGUCAUGCACAUGAGUGGAACGGUUAUCAGAGAACUGUUCGACCUGGUACAAGGACGAUGUUGAGGAUAGUAGAGGAUAUGCUUUGAAAAUGUAAUGAUAUAUCUCGUCGAGGUAUACUCCCUCUUACUCAAAGAAUCAAGUAUAAUUCAUCCGGCC